Seriola dumerili (greater amberjack) is the source of this 2572-nucleotide messenger RNA. RefSeq names its product fibrinogen alpha chain-like (gene fga). Gene Ontology annotation, biological process: protein polymerization; blood coagulation; platelet activation. Gene Ontology annotation, cellular component: fibrinogen complex. The coding region runs from base 52 to 2199 and encodes 715 amino acids. Lineage: Eukaryota; Metazoa; Chordata; Actinopteri; Carangiformes; Carangidae. The record is from RefSeq and is a predicted model, not a curated record. The transcript is spliced from 8 exons. Gene Ontology annotation, molecular function: signaling receptor binding.
GAAGCAUUCGACAAGCAGCGUUCACUCAGAGGAAGGACAGCAGAGACAAAGAUGGAACGACUCAACGCGCUCGUCUGUCUGGGUUUAAUUUGUGUGGCUUCAAUUCAGGCCGUAAAGAUUGACCCCAGAGGAAAUCGUCCGGUGGAGCACGGCACCAGGUCUGAGAAAUGUUCCACUCAGAGGGAGUGGCCUUUCUGCACAGACGAUGAAUGGGGCUCUAAAUGCCCGUCAGGCUGCAGGAUCCAGGGUCUGAUGGAUAAAUACGACCACAGCAUGCUCAAGAGGAUCGAGAAGAUCCGUAACCUCCUGGAUCAGUACAAGGCCAAGCACCGCUCUGCUGACACGGUGUCCAAACAGACCUACGACUACCUGAAGGACAAACUCACCAUUGAGUCUGGUGGCGACAACAGCUACUACGACCUGGCCCAGAAUCUGCGUCAGAGAAUCACUGACUUGAAAAUCAAGAUCGACAGACAGCUGAGGGUCCUGGCCGCCCUGAAGGAUCGAGUCAAAGACCAGGUCGUCGAGAUGCAGAGGCUGGAGGUGGACAUCGACAUUAAGCUCCGUUCCUGCAAAGGAUCCUGCAGCACUUACACCGAGUACCAGGUGGACCAGGAGAGCUACGUGACAUUGGAGAAACAGGUCAGCCAGCUGGACUCCCAGUCACCUCAGCGCAUCGAGUCCGUGGGGACGCUGUACGUGAUGAAGAGCCGCCCGCUAAAGGACGCCAUCGUGGACAGCGUCUACAAGUCCAGCCACGGCUCUGUGGCAGCGCAGAAGAGAGAAGACGUGUUCCCUGAGGUGGAGACCGUCCAGCUGAUCCUGGAGCAGGAAGGAUCUGUGACAUCCCCAGCAACCGUCUCCAAGGACCCAGGUACUUCCUACUCUGCAGCUACAUCAACAUUACCAUCAUCAUCCUCCUUUGGUGGUUCCUCCUCCUCCUCCUCCUCCUCCUCCUCCUCUUCCACUUCCUCCUCCACGUCAUCAAAAUCCAUCACUGAGCUUGGAGGACGCGGCGAUGGUGAUUUGUUUAGUGGAGGGUUUGAUGGCUUCGGCCAGCCCAGUACACACCACGUGUCCAGCAAAUCCAUCACCUGCACCAAAAGCACCAGGAGAGUCAUUGUCCACACAAAGGAAGGGCCAGUGGAGCGGAUGGAGGAAGUGAUGAACGGAGGCCCCGAGUGCCAGGCUAUGGCGGACAACAGCAGAGGGGGAGGGAUGAGCUCCUUCUUCCCUAGCCUUGGCCAUGCAUCCUCCUCCUCCUCCUCCUCUACUUCAUCUUUGACCAGCAAGACGGUCCACACUAGCGGCACCAAGGGAAGCCUCACGGGAGGUUCCAAAGGAGGAUUCGGGGAUCCAUUUGGCGCUGGUUUUGGGUUCGACCUCGGUCCAUUCCACACAGCCGCUGCAGAGGACGACAUUCCUGAUUUCCACGCCCGGAGUGUGAAGAGCACACGCUUCGAGCGGCAGGCCGAUUAUGUAGGAAAAGAUUGCGUUGAAGCCCACCAGAAGCACCUCAAAGGGGAAACGAAUGGACUGUUUAAGAUCAAACCCGGCGGCACUGAUUCCAAGAGGGUAGUGGAGGUUUACUGCCAGCAGGAGGGGCUAAUGGGCGGGUGGUUAUUAGUCCAGCAGCGAGAGAGUGGCGCGCUCAGCUUCAACCGCACCUGGGCCGAAUACCGCAACGGGUUCGGCUCAGUUAACGCGCAGGGCAAGGGGGAUUUUUGGAUAGGCAACCAGAAUCUCCACCUGUUGACUAAUCAGAGUGAGAUCAUGCUGAAGGUAGAGCUUGAGGAUUGGGAAGGGGGUGUAGCAAGUGCUGAGUACACAAUCAGGGUUGGUUCCGAGGAGGAGGGCUACGCGCUGCAUGUUUCCGGGUACAUUGGCGAUGCCGGCGACGCUCUGGUGAUGCCUAAGUCUGACAUGGCAUCUUUUCUGUCCCACAACGGUAUGAAAUUCAGCACCUUUGACAAAGACAACGAUAAGUGGGAGGAGAAUUGCGCAGAGAUGUACGGGGGCGGGUGGUGGUACAACAACUGCCAGUCAGCUAACUUAAAUGGGAUUUAUUACAAAGGCUCAUACGACCCGGAGAAAAACACACCGUAUGAGAUUGAAAAUGGAGUUGUCUGGGUGACGUACAAACCGGCCAAUUACAGCCUGAAAACUGUUAGGAUGUUUAUCCGACCAAAUACUUUUUAAUGGGAUACGGAGCAGGGGAACGUAAAGGAAACUCGUCGAAUAACACCGAAUAUAUACUUUUAUACGCAUUUAGAAUAUGGUCGCAAAAUAGGAAAGCAAAGGAUUCAAACCAGGAGAGGUAACCGUAAAGAGGGUAAAUAAAUAUUUGAGGACAAAAAGCAAAGGGGGUUUCAGACUCUGUGAAUCAUUCUGGGAUUUCAAAAUCAAGUCAAACAGUGUUGGUGUAUAUUUGUAUUUUUCAUCAACUCACUGUGUAAACGGCAUUGACCUGUGUGUUAGGAUUACCAAACCAGUGUUCUUGGAAUAACCUGAUGUUCUCCCAUUUUUUUUUGUUGAACUCUGCUCGAUCAAUAAAGAUUCAAUGUUCACUUCA